Sclerotinia trifoliorum is the source of this 1932-nucleotide messenger RNA. Lineage: Eukaryota; Fungi; Ascomycota; Leotiomycetes; Helotiales; Sclerotiniaceae. The record is from the annotation of a GenBank genome assembly.
AUUUUCGAAGUUCUCGAACCUUCCAAAUUCAGAAUUACCAAUCCAUUUCCAAUCCUAUCGCGAGGCUGACAUUUAUCAUCUCCAAUAAUAUUCAAUACAUGUCAACAACUCACUACACACAACCUACUUUCUUUUCUAAACUAUACCUACUUUAUAUGUUAUAAUAAGACGAUUCUUUAAUAUCCUAAUAUACGGUGGCAUACAUUUCCACGACAUUCUCAACAUAGUACAAUCCUCUUGUGAGACGAGGCUGAGAUUACACAUUUCAAACAACGUGUAGAGGAACAAAGAAUUUAUAAUUACAAGCAUCUCGAUUGUAAACAAACGCCGCAGCUGGGUGCUAAUAGUUCCAUAAUCUGCACGAUUUUUUUCGCAGACUCUCAAACUCUUUGUUGGUCUCAUUACCAACACAGCGAGGUGGCAUCAUGGUAGGAUCCGAUCUUCCUCAAGAUCCUCAAAAAGCUCUGGAAUUCAAGAAAAGGGGAAAUGAUCACUUUCAAUCAGGAAAUUAUGAAGCUGCGGAACAGUUUUAUAGUAAAGCGUUAGUUUAUCUUCUUGACUUAUUCUCCUUAUCUUGCGCAAUUUGAUUCCCUGUACCACUUACUCUCUUGCGCACUGCUCUUCCCAACUUUAUUGUUCAUACCAACUCUAGUAUGAUCAUUUUAUCAAUCUAACAUGCAAGCUCAGUAUAUCCCUUGACCCUCUAAAUCCCAUCCUGCACACAAACCAUUCCAAAGCCCUCCUAAAACUCGCCCGCUACCCCGAAGCAAUCGCCUCCUCCAAAUCAGCUAUAGCCAUCGUCUCCUCAUCGCCUGUAAACAGCGUAUGCAUGAAAGCCUACUUCACCAUCGCACAAGCCUAUCACUCCAUGCACGAAUAUGAAAAAGCACUUCAAGCAGUGGAAAAGGCGAGGGAAUAUUGUGUAAAAGAUAUGCCGAUUGGAGGCAAGGGUUUGGUGGGAAGCGGGAAGAGCUUACCGAAUAUAUUGGAGUUGGGUUUGAGGUGUAGGAAGGAGGCAUGGGAGGCGAGGGAGGAGAGGAGGAGGAGGGAACGUGGGGAUUUGUGUGGGGAGGUUGUGGGAUUGAUUAGGAGGGAGGCGGGGAGAAGAGGAGUAGGUGAUGAGAUGGAUGUGGAUGUGAAUGGAUCUUUGAAUAAUGGUGAAAGUAUCACAGAAGAAUGGAAGAGAAAGAUUGAAGAAGUAGAGAGGGUAUUCAGAUUAGUUGAAACACAAGGGAAAGAUGGGAGAAGGAGAGAAAUGCCUGAUUGGGCUAUUGAUGGAAUAAGUUUUAAUGUCAUGAGUGAUCCCGUCAUGGUAUGUUUUUACCAUUCCUUUCAAUUCCCACUAUCUCAUCUCAUCCAUACCAUCUUCCUUGCAUCUUCCACCUCAACUAACAAAAACCCAGACUAAAACAGGCCAAUCUUACGAACGCACAAGUAUCCUUCAACACCUUGAAAGAAGCAACACAGAUCCUCUAACGAGAGAACCCCUCCUCCCAAGUGAUUUGAGACCAAAUCUGGGAUUGAGACAUGCUAUUGAGGAGUUUUUGGAUGAGAAUGGAUGGGCUGUUGAGUGGUGAGGGAUGGAAGUGAAGAAAUGAGAAAGUAUAGAUUUAAAAUUUUUGAGUGAGCGAGCUAGCGAGCGUAGCAUUAGCAUAGCUUGUUUACCUUGUCUUUUUUUGUAUGUUUGGAGACUACUCCUGUUCUUGGAUCUUGGUCCUUAACUUAGCUUUAUUUAAGUUAAGUUAAGGUAAGUUUUUAGCUCAUUGGAUUGGUUAGUAAAUAGGGAUGGGGAUGGGAAGGGAAGGGAAGAGAAGAGGAAGAGGAAGAUAAGACAUGAUAUGAUAUGAUGUAAAGUUUAGGUUAAGGUUAAAUGAUUUGAUUUAAUUUGUAUUUAAUUUGUAUAGAUUUGAGCGAACGAGCGAACGAGCGGGC